UGCUCUUGCAAUCAGACCCAGCGAGACUGAAAAAGAAAAGGCACGCUUCUGUUCGCCGCGCUGAACCCCAGACUAGGAGGAUGCGCCUCCUCGGUCGACUCCGCUCGUCGACUCCUGAGCCCGCCUUCUCCAACGUGCUCACCCCGGGCCGCAUCCCAGAGUUUUGCAUCCCUCCGCGGCUGCCCGUCCCUUGCGUUCCCGAAUCGCCGCAACCGGCCGCAGCACUACCUUGGCGCUGCGCGGCCGAACCCGACCUGUGGCUGCCCACCCCUACAGACUGCGACGAUAAUGACUUUGACCACACGGGUCGCACCGACUGGGACCCGCGCUCACAGGCCGCGCUCUCGCUGCCGCACCUGCCCCGCGCGCGCACCAGCUACGGCUUCUGCGCGCUGCUCGAGAGCCCGCACACGCGCCGAAAGGAGUCGCUCUUCCUCGGCCACCCAGGCGUUCCCCGGCCCGGACUUCGCCACCGCGCGCACACCUACGCGGGCACGCGCCGAGCCUCGGACCCUGCGCGCGCCGCCCCGACUGAUCUGAACACUGCCCCGCCACCUGCUCCUGUGCCCCGCGUGCGCCGCCUCCUGCGCGCCCCCGAUGGGCUGCUGAGCCGCGCACUGCGGGCCCCUCGGGGUCGGCCGAGUGCGCGCCCCGGGCCCAGUGGCGCCGAGCGCGAGCGCGCUACCUCCUGCGCGCCCCCGACCCCAACCGGCCCGGAUCGUGAACGCCUGCAAGCCGAGGCCAGCGUGGCUCUGGGCCGCGGGGAUUGCACGCUGCGCCUGGCCGCCGAGUACUGUCCGCGCAGCGCGUGUCUCCGCCUCCGCCUGCUGCGCGCAGAGGGCCCGGCCGCCGCGCUCGAACCCCGCGCCCUGGGCUGCCGCCUCAGCCUGGUGCUGCGGCCGUCGGGCCAGCAGCGCGCCAGCGUUCUCCGGCGCAGCCGCAAGGCCGCCCUGGACCAGGACUGCUGCUUCGAUGGGCUCUCGGAGGAGCAGCUGCGCCGCCUGGCCGUGCGCAUCAAGGCUGAGAGCAAGGGCCGCGGGCUGGAGCGUGGACGACCGCUGGGCCAGGGCGAGCUGCUGCUGGGCUCGCUACUGCUGCUCUGAGUCCGGAUUCCGUGGGAGCAAGGACACUGACAUUCAUUUGGCCUUGAGAUGCAUAUACUCUUGGCCCUAGAAGAUUCAGAGCCUCUUGGACGCUGACAGUGGCCUGGCCCUGGGACACACACACAUAGCCUCUUGUCUUAAGUAUACUUUCCCUUUUGUACAAAAUAA
Alexandromys fortis (reed vole) is the source of this 1271-nucleotide messenger RNA. It is a transcript of the gene C2cd4b, whose product is annotated as C2 calcium dependent domain containing 4B. The record is from RefSeq and is a predicted model, not a curated record. The transcript is spliced from 2 exons. The coding region runs from base 81 to 1103 and encodes 340 amino acids. NCBI's taxonomy places the organism in Eukaryota, Metazoa, Chordata, Mammalia, Rodentia, Cricetidae.